ACUACUCAGUAUAAAACUAAAGGCGCGAAUCAUAUCAUUUGAAUCGCAUCUUCUAUAGCAUGAGAAACUCUGCACUUCACCUAAGACAUUAUCACAAGUCCAUCAGUUCCAAGCAGCAAUUCCUCAACUUCUCGUCAUUACCAUCCCCUGUUCUCGAAUCACAAAACCCAUGUCUUCGAAUCCAAACCCUCCAAACCCACAGGCUUGCAUUAGUCCAUCUCUUGCAACUAGGCGUUUCAGACAAACCCAUUUUGUUCUUCAAGAGAAUCCAUGCUCAGAUUCUCGCAUCGGGCUUUCAAGAAGAUGUUUUCCUUGCCAAUCUUCUACUGGACUCGUACAAGAAAUCUGGGUCUAUUGUUUAUGCACGGAAGCUGUUUGAUAGAAUGCCUGAGAGGAACUCCGUUACUUGGUCUUCGAUGGUUUCUAUGUAUACCAAGCAUGGGAAGAGCGAAGAAGCGCUGAAGGUGUUUUCGGAGUUCCAUAGGAGUUCUGAUGGGAGGCCGAAUGAGUAUACCUUGCCUAGUGUUAUUCGGGCUUGUACGCAAUUUGGAGGGGUUGAUCAAGGUGCCCAAGUGCAUUGUUUUGUUGUUAAGACUGGUUUUGAUCUGGAAGUCUUUGUGGGUACUUCAUUGAUUGAUUUUUAUGGAAAAAUGGGGGAUAUAGAAGAGGCGAGAUUGAUUUUUGAUGGUUUAAAAGUUAAAAGUGCGGUUACUUGGACUAUAGUUAUAGCAGGGUAUGCGAAAAGUGGAAGAAGUGAAGCUGCUUUGAAGUUGUUUUAUCAUAUGAAAGACACUGGUGUUCUUCCUGAUAAAUAUGUGCUCUCUGCUCUUCUGACCGCAUGUUCUGGCAUCAAGUUCAUUGGAGGCGGCAAGCAAAUUCAUGCUCAUGUGCUGAGAAGGGGAACAGAAAUGGAUGUUUCGGUGGUUAAUGUACUAAUAGAUUUCUACACAAAGUGCGGUCAAGUCCAGGCAGGACAUAAACUAUUUGAUAAGAUGGUAGAUAAGGACCUUAUUUCAUGGACCACAAUGAUAGCAGGGUACAUGCAAAACUCGAUGCACAUGGAGGCUGUUAAGCUAUUUUCUGAAAUGACCAGAUUGGGUUGGAAGCCAGACGGAUAUGGGUGUAGUAGCAUUCUUACUUCAUGUGGUUCACUUGAGGCUCUGAAACAUGGGAGAGAAGUGCACGCUUAUACUAUCAGGGUUGAUCUUGUCUAUGAAUAUUAUGUGAAGAAUAGUUUGAUUGAUAUGUAUGCAAAAUGUGAUUCCCUGACUGAUGCAAGAAGAGUUUUUGAUUCCAUGACUGAUCAUAAUGUGGUCUCUUACAAUGCAAUGAUUGAAGGAUACUCAAGGCAGGAUAAGGUGGCUGAAGCUCUAGAUCUUUUCAAUCUUAUGAGGCUUAAAAUGGUCCAGCCUAGUAUCUUGACAUUUGUCAGUCUUCUUGGUGUCUCAGCUGCUUUAUUGACCUUGGAAUUAAGCAAGCAAAUCCAUGGGCUGACCACCAAGUACGGGUUAUCUUUGGAUAUUUUUGCUGGCAGUGCUCUCAUUGAUGUUUAUUCCAAGUGUUCAUGUAUUCGCGAAGCUAAACUUGUAUUCGAGGAGAUGAAUGAAAAAGACAUAGUAGUGUGGAAUUCAAUGUUCUGCGGAUACGCCCAACAGCUGGAAAGUGAAGAGGCUCUUAAGUUGUACUCAGAACUACAAUUAUCAAGACAAAAUCCUAAUGAGUUUACUUUUGCUUCCCUAAUCUCAGCAGCCAGCAACCUAGCAAGUAUCCAACAUGGUCAACAGUUCCAUAGCCAGAUCUUUAAAAUUGGUCUUGAGAAUGAUCCUUUUGUCACAAAUGCCCUUGUGGAUAUGUAUUCCAAGUGUGGAAGCAUUAAAGAGGCUCGCAAAAUAUUUGAUUCCAAAACUUUGAAAGAUGUUGCCUGUUGGAAUUCCAUUAUCUCAACGUAUGCUCAUCAUGGAGAAGCAGAAAAAGCUCUUCUGAUGUUUGAAAAAAUGAUGAAUGAGGGGAUAAAACCCAACUAUAUCACCUUUGUGGGGGUGCUAUCAGCUUGUAGCCAUGCAGGCCUUGUGGAAGAUGGACUUGGUCACUUUGAAUCAAUGCCUUGGUUUGGAAUCGAACCAGGGAUAGAACAUUAUUCUUGCAUUGUUUCUCUAUUGGGCCGCGCCGGUAAAUUAUCUGAAGCUAAGGAAUUUAUUGAGAAAAUGCCAAUGAAACCACCAGCAAUUAUAUGGAGGAGUUUACUCAGUUCAUGUACAGCUGCAGGUAAUGUUGAAUUGGGGAUCUACGCAGCAGAGAUGGCAAUUUUGAGUGAUCCAAUGGAUAGUGGAUCGUAUAUCUUACUUUCAAAUAUGUAUGCAUCCGAAGGUAUGUGGGAUGAUGUCAAGAGGGUGAGGAAAAAAAUGGACUAUAAUGGUGUAGUGAAAGAAACCGGACGUAGUUGGUUCUAAGUGAAUAAUGAAGAAUGAAGCUCAGUACUCAAGGUGAGGAGAAUUGUUUUGAAGGAGGGAAAGAGUGGUUGACAAAGCCGAUUUGCUGCAAAACAGAUAUUUGUCAUUGCGAAACUGGUCUAAUUUUUCUCUAUCAAUCAAUCUGAUUCUGCAGAUCCAAGGGCUUUUUAUGUGCGUGACAUUACAACACAUACAUGAUUGAGCAAUCAUGCUAAGUGAAGCUGCAACAUCAUGAGCUCCUGAACAACUAUGAAUUGAGAAUUUACAGCAAAAGUUUUAAUUCAGUGCAAUGAUAAUGGAGGAAGAUUCUUUGUUGGGUUUAAAACAUGAGUCGCAUUCAAGAAGCUGGUGAAGACAUCAAUGGAGUGGACAGCUGAUCUGAAGAAAUUUGGAGAUGACAUGGUAGUCUAAAAUGAAAAGAUUGAUUCCAAUCGUGUAUAUGCAUGAAAGUUGUGAAUGCAAGUUGAUGUUUUUUUUUUUUUUUUUUCCUUUGCUUUAGAGAACCCUGUACGAUGGGAAAAACAUUGGAAAGA
Molecule: messenger RNA, 2983 nt
Organism: Rosa rugosa (rugosa rose)
Lineage: Eukaryota; Viridiplantae; Streptophyta; Magnoliopsida; Rosales; Rosaceae
Product: pentatricopeptide repeat-containing protein At4g39530
Exons: 2
Coding region: 60-2450 (796 amino acids)
Biological process (GO): RNA modification
Molecular function (GO): protein binding; RNA binding
Source: RefSeq, a predicted model, not a curated record